Molecule: messenger RNA, 2286 nt
Organism: Pocillopora damicornis (cauliflower coral)
Lineage: Eukaryota; Metazoa; Cnidaria; Anthozoa; Scleractinia; Pocilloporidae
Molecular function (GO): calcium ion binding
Source: RefSeq, a predicted model, not a curated record
AUGUGUGCAAACUCUCAGAGACGGCCACCACAGAUAUGGCAUAGCAAACAGAAUCUUGCCUUACUGAAAAAAGUGAUUGCUUCCUCGACCGACAAUCUUGAAGGAUGUGAAAAGGAGAAAUGUAAACACAAAGAGGCUUUUCCUCGGUUUGUAGUGGAUGGCAAUCCUAGGACGUGUUUCAGGUCCCACACAGAAGACAAACCUUGUCUGAUUGUGUAUCUUGGUGACUUACAACCUGUGUCUUUGGUUCGAAUUCAGUCUGCAGAGAAGCAAACUAAAAAAAGAAACACCGGCCUGAAAGACGUGGGCAUUUUCGUAGGUGACAGGAAUCAUUUCAUGAAAUGCGCUGUUGUGAAAUUGCUCGUUGACGGCAAAGAGACGAACUAUGAAUGUAGCUCGGAACCCUAUGUCUUUGGAAAUUCUGUCAAGAUAACUACUAAAGCCCCAGUACUGCGAUUAUGUGAAGUUGAAGUGUACGCUUACUCAUAUGGAAACAUCAUCGGAAAGAAGCAGAAGGCAUUUGGCCCUGCAGCGAGUCGUUUUGCUAUCGACGGAGAUGCAAGCACAUGUUUUAAAGCCAAAAACGAUGCUGGUGAAAAUGCUUUUGGGAAAAGACGCCAUGUAGCUAGUCUGGAUUCUCCAACCAGAGAGCCUGUUCAGACCAUAAUUCUUCGCAAAAAUAUCAAAGCAAGGUUCGUUACCCUUGCCCUUUCGAACAAACGUCUGGAACUUCAGUUCCGUGAAGUGGAAAUCUACAAUGGUCCUUUGCUAGCUAUUGAUGAUUGUAAAAGACCGAAUAUUUGUCCAAAAAACUUCAAAUGUGUGAAUGGGACGAAAUCCUAUAAAUGUGUGUGCCGUGAUGGAUUCAGAGAGACUGGAACAAACAAAUGUGAAGAGAUAAAGGACUGCAUUCCCGCCUGUGCUGCAAAUAACUCCUUCUGUAAUACGUCCUUUGGGUCUUACAUAUGUGAGUGCCCAUACGGAUUUAAUCCAUUGUUAGGUCAUAAAGGAGUUCUUCUUCAUUGUGAAGAUGUUAACGAGUGCGAAAAACCGAUGUCAAACAGAUGUGGAAAUACAUCCAUUUGUGUCAAUGCACGUGGUUUUUACAACUGUACCUGUAAGAGUGGAUAUGUUUUGGAAAAAAGUGGCCUUAAAUUUGAAUGUAAAGAUAUCGAUGAAUGCGCAAUGAAAAACUCUUGUCACGUGAACACCACGUGUUCUAACACCCCUGGUUCUUAUAGGUGCACGUGUUCCCAUGGACUCGGUGGAGAUGGCUACAAAUCCUGCUUAAAACUACCUCGCUGCCCCAAUGGCAAGUGCAAAAAGAAUGCAAUUUGUAAAGAUUUCAAUGGUACUGACCUGUGUGAUUGCAAAGGAGGCUAUCAUUUCAACGGCAAGAUCUGUGUUGACACAGAUGAAUGUCAACUAGACAAAAGUAUCUGCGGUUCAAACUCCGUUUGUUCAAACACUCGGGGAUCUUACCACUGCAACUGUGAAGUUGGCUUCAGGAGUGACGAGGACAGUGGAAAAAACUGUAACGAAAUAAAUGAAUGCGAGAAAAAAGACUUAUGUGGUGUUGUAGCAGAGUGUGAGGACAUUUUUGGAUCAUACAAAUGCAAAUGCCCGCAUGGAUUUUCCUAUGAUAAAACAGAAAAGAAAUGUUUUGAUAAUGAUGAAUGCACAAUUAGUCAUUCGUGUCAAUCCUAUAUGAUUUGUGCAAACACAUUUGGAUCCUACUCCUGCCGCUGUCACCAAGGAUAUCGCGCAGACAAAUUAUUUUGUACAGAUAUCGAUGAAUGUGAGGAAAUGACAUACGAUUGCCCUAAGUUUUCAAGUUGUAAGAACCUAAAUGGUAGUUAUGAAUGUGUCUGUAAAGGCGGUUAUCGAAAAGAAUCCGAUGGAACUUGUUCAGAAAUUUGCUUUCCAGAGUGUGACGAAAAUUCAUAUUGUCAGAUAGGAAAAUGUCUGUGCAAGAAGGGUUUUUUUCUGAGCCCAAGCCAAAUGUGUCAAGCAGCUUUUCUGCGGUCAUCAGGCGUUUCAUUCCAUUCUCAUGUUUUGUUCCUCAUAACUGCGCUGCUGUGGUCCCUGAUCCUGCUCUGUCUCGUGGUCUUCCUUUAAAAAAACAUCAUAAUCUUUGGCUUUUUUGUAUACUUUCUAUCUCAAAUGGAAACUUCAGUGCGCUCUAAGGAUGAUAACAUUAAGAUUAUGACCUCAGGAAACAACACUUAACUUACAUGAAAUCAUAUCUAAACCUUGCGAAAGUCUUGUCAAUGAGGACUUUGCUAA